This is a messenger RNA of Prorocentrum cordatum, 844 nucleotides long. The record is from the annotation of a GenBank genome assembly. NCBI's taxonomy places the organism in Eukaryota, Dinophyceae, Prorocentrales, Prorocentraceae.
AUGGUGCGGCGAAGCGAGCGGCAGCGCUGGUUUAUGGGGUCCUGGCGGCGAUGGGGCCCUCCUGCAGGCAGAGGGCCCGCAGCGCCAGGGCGGGAGGAGAAGGAGAGGGAGGAGGAGGAGGAGCAGGAGCGCACUGCCCAAAUAGGAGAGGGGAAGGAAGUGUCAGAAGAGAGUGCGGCUCCAUCCCAAAUGACUGUUGUGCACACCUGCAGGGGUGGCGACAUCCCUGCAAGCGACCAGCGACAAACCCCGCACUCAAAAAAGCUGACGGAGGGACGGGGCCUGCCCUUCCAAUUGAACUGAUAUUGGACAACAUGCCUGCCCGUGAAGCCAACUAAGAACUCCGAAAUGGCAUCGAAUGUGUUGGGUUCUUUCCCGCAGUGGCGGAUGACGGGAAGCGUCUUCGAGGCACGAGAAGCGAGCUGCACGCUGUGGUUGAGGCUGUAUAUGUAAAAAAGUACCGAAGAUGCGCGCGCGCCGCGAAACAUGGGGGGCUAAUUGCACGGCGGAAUGACGUCCCAGGCAGACUCAGACUAGACCUCGCCAUCCCUGUGGGACUGCGAUGUGAAAAACUAUAGCAGCUUUCGAAGGCUGAUGGGGGGUCCAGCGGGGCGCUGUCGCGGGCCGCCCGCAGACCCGGCGGCGCGCCUUCGAGCGCGUAGCCCCCGCACUGAAAGCACACGAAGGAAGCAGGGGAACUGGCGGGCGAGCUCGGCGCCGCUCGCUUCUGGCAGCAACCAUGAGCAGUUGUGAUCACUCCUUCGGGCGCCCGCCGGGACAUGGCGCAGGCAGCGCUGCAUCUUUAGCGUACGACCGACAAGAGCAACACGCUUCGAUCCCCCCC